AUGCUUCUGGGUGGUGGGAACAUGGAGAAGAUGUGGUCCGUCCCGCUGUCCCUUGGAGUGCUAACCAUCUUGACCAUGACUGUGUAUGUCCCAUCUACGUGUGGAGAGCCUUAUUUACUACAAGAGAACCGAGUGCAUCCGGAGAGAGAAGACACAAAUCACGAGGACACACUGCUGUCUCUGCUGCUGAACAAGAAGCUCGCAUGGCGGAGACCAGAAAACAUUGACUGGGAGAUGGCAAAGAAAUUUGAAGAGCUCGAACAGCUGGAGAAGUUGAAGGAUCAGCUCUCAGCUGAGGAAGGGUCAGAGGUGGCCUAUGCCUUGGAAAGUCUGUCAGCAUCUCAGCCUAAAAAACGCGCCUGCUUCUGGAAAUACUGCAUCUGAAGGCUUGUCGGGAAUGAAGAAUGAAGACAAGCCCUUCCCCAAACUGCCGUGCUGGGUCUUAAUGUCUUAGAGCUCCUUCUGUUCUCUUGUUGUGCUGCUAACUCGGAUGCAUCCACUGUAAUUGCACCACAGCCAAGUCUAACGGGGACUGUGACAGGAGCCAGUAGCCAACCUCCACUUACUACUGUUCCUUGCUUCCAGAUUUAACCUUCCCUGAUCUUCUACUCGGCAGAUGUUUCCCAAGUUUCAGCACAGCCCUGUGUGUGCCACUUAGUCUGCUGCCACUGUAAACCCUUCACUGUCCCACCAGGUUCCUCAAGGCACCAAACAUUAACUUCGUUGCCCUGAGCUUUCACAGAUGUUGCUCAUGGUGGAGUCUCAGUUUCCCCUUUGCCUCCUAAAGGGAGGUCUGUGAUGACCUGCAGUGGUCACAACAGUGUCAGAACAGGAGGGCAAAGUGGGGAUAACGUGGAA
Messenger RNA from Nothoprocta perdicaria, 858 nucleotides. RefSeq names its product urotensin 2B (gene UTS2B). The coding region runs from base 1 to 384 and encodes 127 amino acids. Gene Ontology annotation, cellular component: extracellular region. Gene Ontology annotation, molecular function: hormone activity. The transcript is spliced from 5 exons. NCBI's taxonomy places the organism in Eukaryota, Metazoa, Chordata, Aves, Tinamiformes, Tinamidae. Gene Ontology annotation, biological process: regulation of blood pressure; blood vessel diameter maintenance. The record is from RefSeq and is a predicted model, not a curated record.